UCAUCUCUAUUAGUGACUGUCAGGUUACUCACAACGAAGAUUUUUUUACAAAAAAAAACCUGUAGAUAAUACGUAUUUUAUACAUAUUGCUUGUGAAUACAUACUAAAUAAAAACUAAACAGAGUACAAUGGACAUGGAUUUCGGUGAUGAUUUUGCUGCUAAAGAGGAAGUUGAUCCAGCGGCAGAGUUUUUGGCACGCGAGCAAUCGGUUCUUGGAGACCUUGAAGCUGAAAUAACUGGUGGAUCUGCCACAAAUGCAGUUGCAGCGCCUGCAACCGAUGAUGGACUGCUGGGCGGCUUAGUUAGCACUGGGGCUGAACUGGGCAGUGAACUUUCUGCCAAUGUGGGAGGUGGUCUCGAAUCAUCGACUGGUAGCUUCGAGGUUAUCGGUAGCGAGUCGAACGAACCUGUUGGUAUCUCAGGACCUCCACCGUCGCGUGAAGAACCCGAGAAAAUACGAAAAUGGCGAGAGGAUCAGAAGCAGCGUCUAGAGGAGAAGGAUAUUGAAGAGGAGCGUAAAAAAGAGGAACUACGCCAACAAUCCAAGAAGGAACUGGAUGACUGGCUCCGCCAAAUCGAAGAAUCUAUUUCCAAAACAAAAUUAUCGUCUCGCAACGCUGAGGUUCAAGCCGCUUCAUUAGAGAAUGGAGCAGUCGAGCCUGGAACCGAAUGGGAGCGCAUUGCCAAGCUGUGCGAUUUUAAUCCUAAGGUCAAUAAAUCUGGAAAAGACGUCUCGCGUAUGCGGUCAAUUUACCUACAUCUGAAGCAAAACCCCAUACAAGUACAGAAAAUAGCUUAAUAUAUAAAAAUAAAUAACCCUAUUAAUGCACCUACUCAAACAUUUCGAUUUGACUAUUUA
This is a messenger RNA of Drosophila hydei, 860 nucleotides long. RefSeq names its product clathrin light chain (gene Clc). Gene Ontology annotation, molecular function: clathrin heavy chain binding; structural molecule activity. Gene Ontology annotation, cellular component: clathrin coat of trans-Golgi network vesicle; postsynaptic endocytic zone cytoplasmic component; plasma membrane. Lineage: Eukaryota; Metazoa; Arthropoda; Insecta; Diptera; Drosophilidae. The record is from RefSeq and is a predicted model, not a curated record. Gene Ontology annotation, biological process: clathrin coat assembly; clathrin-dependent endocytosis; intracellular protein transport. Bases 129 to 800 code for a protein of 223 amino acids. The transcript has 2 exons.